AAAAUAUUAAACGACAAUGUCAAAUCAUCCAUAAGCUGCUUAAUAACCCUAAUAAGCUCCAGCACCUUAGGCAUAAUAAAGACCUACAGGUGCAGUAUAUCCAAAUACAUAUUUACCACCAACUUAUUAUCCAGCUUCUCCAAUUAGAUAAUCUUAUGUUGCUCCAGUAGCUCCAAUUUAAUAUGCACCAGUGGCCUAAAUGCCUGUUGCACCAAUAGCAUCUGUUCCUGUUUAACAAUUUGCACCUGUCCAAGUUUAGUAAAUUGCAGUUGCCCCUACUCCAGUUGCUUAAGUAAAUUUGAAUUUAAUUUUAGCAUCAAACAAUUAAAGGAGAAUCAAGAAUAGAAUAUAUUCCAUAUUAAAAAGCAGUUGUUGAAUACGAAGAAUAAGAAAUUGUAUCUUAUGUUCCAAGAGAAACUAAAGUUACCGAUUACUACGCUGUUGAAUAUUAAACUGAAUAUGUUCCUUAAGUAUUUUAAGAGAAAUACACAGGUAAUUAAUGAAUAUAUAUCAUUCAGAGUAUGUACCAGUUGAUAGAUAUUAAGAAAGAGUUGAAUAUUAUCCAGUUGAAAGAUAAGUUGUUCAUUAACAGCCAACUUAAUAUGUUUAAUAAGCUGUAUCAGUUGUUCAAUAACCAAUGAUCCAACAAUCAGUUCAAUAUGUUUAAUAACCAGUUUAAUAUGUUUAAUAACCAGUCUAAUAUGUUUAACAACCAAUGAUAGCAUCUAGAGUUGUUCCUUAAUUUGUAUAAUCAUAAUAAUAUGUUCCUGCACCUGUAGCAAGACCAUCAUAACCAUAACAAUAAUAAUAAACUCAUUAACCAUAAUAAGUGCCAUCAUAAUAACCAAGAUCUUAGACAGCCCAAUAAUAACCAUAAUAAUAAUCAUGAAAUAACAUAUUAUAUAUAUAAAUAUAAGAAAU
Messenger RNA from Paramecium sonneborni, 921 nucleotides. NCBI's taxonomy places the organism in Eukaryota, Ciliophora, Oligohymenophorea, Peniculida, Parameciidae. The record is from the annotation of a GenBank genome assembly.